This is a messenger RNA of Lepus europaeus (European hare), 2820 nucleotides long. RefSeq names its product collagen beta(1-O)galactosyltransferase 2 (gene COLGALT2). The record is from RefSeq and is a predicted model, not a curated record. NCBI's taxonomy places the organism in Eukaryota, Metazoa, Chordata, Mammalia, Lagomorpha, Leporidae. The coding region runs from base 110 to 1987 and encodes 625 amino acids. Gene Ontology annotation, molecular function: procollagen galactosyltransferase activity. The transcript is spliced from 12 exons.
GCGUCGUGGGAGCCGCGCGGACCCAGGCGCAGCCCGAACGCAGGAGGGACCCGCGCGCAGCCCCCUCGCUGCCGGAGCCGCCUCCGCCGGUAGCCGGCUCGCGCCGAUCAUGGCCGCGCGCCCCGCCGCCCUCGCCUGCUCGCUGCUGCUCCUGACCUCGGCCCUGCUCCGCGGCGGCUGCCGCGCGCGCUUCACCGCCGAGCCAGACCCGGAGGACGACGCCGAGGGCUCGGGGCCGCUCCCCGAGUCGCCGCUGCAGAGACCCACGGUGCUCGUGGCCAUCCUCGCCCGCAACGCGGCGCGCGCGCUGCCCACCUUCCUGGGCUGCCUGGAGCGGCUGGACUACCCCAAGAGCCGGAUGGCCGUGUGGGUGGCCACCGACCACAACGUGGACAACACCACGGAGAUCCUCAGGGAGUGGCUGCGCAACGUGCGGGAUCUGUACCACUACGUGGAGUGGCGGCCCAUGGACAAGCCCGAGUCGUACCCCGAUGAGAUCGGACCGAAGCACUGGCCGAGCUCCCGCUUCGCCCACGUCAUGAAGCUACGACAGGCAGCCCUUCGAACUGCGAGGGAGAAGUGGUCGGACUACGUUCUGUUCAUAGAUGUCGACAACUUCCUGACCAACCCACAGACCCUCGGGCUGCUGAUGGCAGAAAACAAGACGAUCGUGGCGCCCAUGCUGGAGUCCCGGGGCCUCUACUCCAACUUCUGGUGCGGGAUCACACCUCAGGGCUUCUACCGGCGGACGCCCGACUACCUGCCGAUCCGGGAGUGGAAGCGCACGGGCUGCUUCCCGGUGCCCAUGGUGCACUCCACCUUCCUCAUCGACCUGCGCAAGGAGGCGUCCGGCAGGCUGGCCUUCUACCCCCCGCACCCUGACUACACCUGGACCUUCGACGACAUCAUCGUCUUCGCUUUCUCCAGCAGGCAAGCAGGUGUCCAGAUGUACCUCUGCAACCACGAGCACUAUGGCUACCUGCCCAUCCCCCUGAAGCCCCACCAGACGCUGGAGGAGGACACGGACGACCUCGUCCACGUGCAGAUCGAAGCGAUGAUUGACGGCCCUCCGAUGGAGCCCUCCCAGUUCGUGUCCGUGGUCCCCAGAUACCCAGACAAGAUGGGAUUUGAUGAGAUCUUCAUGAUCAACCUCAAGCGCAGGCAGGACAGGCGGGGCCGGAUGCUGCGCACGCUGUACGAGCAGGAGAUCGAGGUCAAGGUGGUGGAGGCCGUGGACGGGAAGGCUCUCAACACCAGCCAGCUGAAGGCCCUCCACAUCGAGAUGCUGCCCGGGUACCGCGACCCCUACUCGUCCAGGCCCCUGACCAGGGGCGAGAUCGGCUGCUUCCUCAGCCACUACUCCGUCUGGAAGGAGGUGAUCGACCGCGAGCUGCGGAAGGCGCUGGUUAUCGAGGACGACGUGCGGUUCGAGCACCAGUUCAAGAGGAAGCUGAUGCAGCUGAUGGCCGACGUUGAGCGGGCACAGCUGGACUGGGAGCUGAUCUACAUCGGCAGGAAGAGGAUGCAGGUGAAGGAGCCGGAGCGGGCGGUGCCCUCGGUGGGCAACCUGGUGGAGGCCGACUACUCCUACUGGACCCUGGGCUACGCCAUCUCACAGGAGGGGGCCCGGAAGCUGGUGGGCGCCGACCCGUUCGGGAAGAUGCUGCCCGUGGACGAGUUCCUGCCCAUCAUGUAUGACAAGCACCCUGUGGCCGAGUACAAGGCUCACUACCAGACCCGGGACCUGAAGGCCUUCUCCGUGGAGCCGCUGCUCGUCCACCCCACGCACUACACGGGCCAGCCCGGGUACCUGAGCGACACCGAGACCUCGACCAUCUGGGACAACGAGACAGUGGCCACCGACUGGGACAGGGCCCACUCCUGGAAGUCCCGGGGGCAAGGGUACAUCCACAGCAGAGCCAAGAACACGGAGGCGCUGCCGCCGCCCGCCUCCAUGGGCACCGCGCCCUCGCGGGACGAGCUCUGAGGGUGCCCUGCCCGCUGGUCCUGAGCCCUGUGAGCAGAGUGGUCCCAGUGUGCUGGCGGGGGAGGGGCCGGCCGAAGGGCGAGGUCACUGCCACCAGGCCUCGCCCAGCUGUCCCCUCUGAGCGGUGACAAAGCAGCAGCGGGCAGACGUGGCCUGAACACGUGUGCGGGAGCGAGCGCUGCCGGCACUCCGGUCACCUGGGGUCCCGUUCACGGGGCUUGAUCCUGUCGCCAGCGUUUGUUGGGGGCGGGCCUGGGUCCGGCCCAGUCCCCGCGGGUGUGUGGAUACUCGAGGCCGGCCUCCGAGUCGGGGUGCUAUUUAUGAGAUGUGAUAUGGUGGGGGGGUCCCUGUGGCCAGCUGCUGGGUCCCCCCCAGGGGUUAUUUAUUCUACAGCACGUGGCGAUGCUGCAGCUGCCGAGGCGCCCUGGGGCAUGGGCGGCGUGGACACCCGGCCCUGCCCGACCCAGGCAGAGGUCCAGCCCUGGGGAGCCUUUCCCCGAGAGCCCGCUCGCAGGCCCGCCUCUCUGGAGGUCGCGUCCGGUGGAACGCAGAGGGGCGCGGUCGGCUUCCUCCUCCCGACAGGUGCAGGUGCCGGGUGUGGGCGUGGAGGAAGCCCCAGCUGGCUUCUGUGUCGUUUUGGUCAGUGCUUCCCCGUCAGCUGGUCUGACGGCCUGAGUUCUUAAGAGACCUUGGACUUGCUCCGGCCUCCCGCGGGCACUCGGGAGGGCAGCCUGCGUGGGGCCUGCCCAGGCUCGCCCUCGCCAUCCCGGCCCUGGGGACAACUACUGGCCCGCGGGGGCUGUGUGAAAAAUUAAAGAAAACUUCGCUCAACA